Molecule: messenger RNA, 5879 nt
Organism: Callithrix jacchus (white-tufted-ear marmoset)
Lineage: Eukaryota; Metazoa; Chordata; Mammalia; Primates; Cebidae
Source: RefSeq, a predicted model, not a curated record
GAGGGCGUCUGCCCGUCUCGACCAAUGAGUAGCCUCGAGAGUGAGGGCGGUGGCUGUGUGAUUGAGGGCAGGGCGGGACUUGGCGAGGCUAUUGGCCAGGGCGGGCACAGGCUAGAGAUAUAAUUGGUUGAGGAGAAGAACACCGUGGUGGGGUCGGUACAGCGCGGCCUCAGCAGCUACGGAGACGGAAGUGGCUAGAGCGGGGCCUCGGAGGGUCGGGCGGGCGCCGCCUGGUGAGAAGCAGGCAGCCAGGACCCUUGCCAUGGUGGAAUGCACCUCAGGCAAGUUGGAGUGGCUGGGAAGUUUGUUGAGUGUUUUGGAAGUGGAGUUUCACAAUUAUCUAUAGCUAAUUGAACUACAGUAUCAAGCAUGUGUCUGGAAUAUAGUGCUAUCCUCAGCUUUUUCCCUGUUGACAAUGUGACAUUAAAACAUUUAGAACAUACAGCAAAGCCAAACUCGAGUCAAUGGAAACAUACCUUAAAGCUGUGAAAUUGUUUCAAAAUGACCAGAAUUCUCCAGGAGAACCUGAAUACUACCAGCUGGAAGCCUGUGGCAGAAUACAUUGAUCAGCAGUUUGAGCAGUAUUUCCGAGAUGAGAGUGGCUUGAACCGAAAGAACAUCCAAGACAACAGGGUGCACUGCUGCCUGUACUUCAUCUCACCCUUCGGCCACGGGCUCCGGCCGUUGGAUGUUGAAUUCAUGAAGGCCCUGCAUCAGCGGGUCAACAUCGUGCCUAUCCUGGCUAAGGCGGAAGUGGACUGCAAGAAACACAAAAUCUGGGAGGAGAUUGAGCACUUUGGAAUCAAGAUCUAUCAAUUCCCAGACUGUGACUCUGAUGAGGAUGAGGACUUCAAAUUGCAGAAUCAAGCCCUAAAGGAAAGCAUCCCGUUUGCAGUCAUUGGCAGCAACACUGUAGUAGAGGCCAGAGGGCGGCGAGUUCGGGGUCGACUCUACCCCUGGGGCAUCGUGGAAGUGGAAAACCCAGGGCACUGUGACUUUGUGAAGCUGAGGACAAUGCUGGUGCGUACCCACAUGCAGGACCUGAAGGAUGUGACGCGGGAGACACAUUAUGAGAACUACCGGGCACAGUGCAUCCAGAGCAUAACCCGCCUGGUGAAGGAACGGAAUCGCAACAAACUGACUCGAGAGAGUGGUACCGACUUCCCCAUCCCUGCUGUCCCACCAGGGUCAGAUCCAGAAACUGAGAAGCUUAUCCGAGAGAAAGAUGAGGAGAGAGAGAGAGACCUGAAUACUGCAGCCUGCAUCAGCCAGUCCCUGGUGAAACAGAACAGUGUUUUGAUGGAGGAGAACAGCAAGCUGGAAGCCCUGUUGGGCUCAGCCAGGGUGGAGAUUUUACACCUCAGACACCAGGUGAACUUGCGGGAUGACCUCCUCCAGCUCUACUCAGAUUCUGAUGAUGAGGAUGAGGAUGAGGAUGAAGAAGAGGAGGCAGAAGAUGAGAAACAGGAAGAAGAGGAAGCAGAGGAAGACAAUGCUCAUCCCUGUGAAGCCCCCAAGCCGACUUCAAAGGAGACAUUGCUGCACCUGCACCACUGCCUGCAGCUGGAAGCCCUGCGGGAGAAGCUGAGGCUGCUGGAGGAGGAGAAUUAUCAGCUGAGAGAAGAGGCCUCUCAGCUCAACACCCUUGAGGAUGAGGAACAGAUGCUUAUUCUGGAAUGUAUGGAACAGUUUUGUAUGUAAUGUUGUCACUCGAGGUGGGGGGCUGUCCCAAGGAGCAGAGAAGAGACCUCAGGAUUCAGAGUAUGGAGAUCCAAGUUCAAGUCCCAGAUCUGGCACUCCUAGCUGUGUGACCUUGGAUACAUUCCUUGACCUCUCUGAAUCUUUGUCUUUAGAAUGGGGAUGAAUUAUCUCAGCCUCACUGAUCUCUCCAGGGUUUAUGAGGAUUAAGUGUCAACAGCUGAGGAAGUGCUUUGUGCAAACUAUAAAGAGCUAUACAGAAGGUGUGGGUCUCUGACACAGCAAGACUCCAUCUCAAAAAAAAAAGCCUGGGUGUGGUGGCUCACACCUGUAAUCCCAGCACUUUGGGAGGCUAAGGCAGGCAGAUCAGAAGUUAGGAGAUUCAGACCAUCCUGGCUAACAUGGUAAAUCCCCGUCUUUACUGAAAGUCCCGGCUGGUGGCAUGUUCCUGUAGUCCCAGCUACUCAGGAGGCUGAGACACUAGAUUCACAUGAACCCGGUAGGCAGAGGUUGCAGUGAGCUGAGAUCAUGCCACUGCACCCCAGCCUGGGGGACAGAGCGAGACUCUAUCUCAAAUAAAAAAAGUGGUGGGUCUCUUCCAAGUCUGUCUCCUGUUAUUUGGGGCAGUCAGGAGGGAGCCAUGAGCUGCCAGAGACCAGGUACCCAGGGCUGGGACAGUUCAGAGUCAUGCACAGGACAGUGGCUACACCUGGCACCGUCCUAGGUGCUGUGUUUAUGAAGAUGAGUGAGGGCAGUGUUUGUGCAUGAGUUCAGUGUAGCUGGUGAGAUGCAGAUACAAAGUGGCGACAGCGGAACUCCUGUUGUUCCCUCUACCCCAGACCUGAACUUCCUGCCCCCCCAACUCUGCAACUCCCUGAAUGGCCCCGCUGGUCCCCAGGCUACUGGAGAAGGAACCAGUCGCCAAGCUCUGUUUCUUUUACUGCCUAGGAAUGGCUUAAAUCUCUUUUCCCCUCCCGCUCUGGCUGCCUUUAGCCCAGGAUACCUCUCAACUGUUCACACUGCCUCUACUCCCUCCCUACUAGGAACUUCUGCACACAGCCCCAUUGAGUUUUCUGAAACCAAACCUGGCCAGGUACAGUGGCUCCCACUUGUGGUCUCAGCUACUCAGGAGGCUGAGGUGGGAGGAUUGCUUGAGCCUGAGAGUUCUGGGCUGUAGAGACUAUGCCGACGGGGUCAGGAUGGUCCAGGGAGUGGAGUAGCACCAGUUGCCUAAGGAGGGGUGAACUGGCUCAGGUCAGAAGCAGAGCAGGUGAAAACUCCCGUGCUGAUCAGUAAUAGGAUUGCGCCUGUGAAUUGCCAUGGCACUCCAGCCUGGGCAGCCAGGCAAGACCUCAUUUCUUUCGAGAUGGAGUGCAGUGGUGCAAUCUCUGCUCACUGCAGCCCCUGCCUCCUUGGGUUCAAGUGAUUCUCUUGCCUCCGCCUCCCGAGUAGUAUCUGGGACUACUGGUGUUUUUUUUUUUUUUUUUGAGAUGGAGUUUUGCUCUAUUGCCCAGGCUGGAGUGCAGUGGCAUGAUCUCAGCUCCCUGCAACCUCCGCCUCCCAGGUUCAAACAAUUCUCCUGCCUCAGCCUCCUGAGUAUCUGGGUUUGCACGCCACCACGCCCAGCUAAUUUUUUGUAUUUUUGGUAGAGACGGGGUUUCAGGUUGGUGAGUCUGGUCUUGAACUCCUGACCUCAUAUUCUGCUUGUGUUGGCCUCCCAAAGUGUUGGGAUUACAGGCAUGAGCCACUGUGCCUGGCCAUCUUCCCUUCAUUGCCUGGCUGAGCUUCACUUGCCCUGUGGUCUUAGUUUAGUGGUUCCUUUUUCCAGGAAUCCUUCCUAUACCCUGCAGGUCUGGGUUGGGUGCUGUAGUUGUGGUGCCUCUUCCCCAAACGCCCUUGACAUUUGCCCAUCAUGCCCUGUAUGCGUGACUGUGGUCUGUCUCCCCACCAACUUGACCUCAUUGUGGGGCUGGAUCUUGUUGACCACUUACCUUGGUGCCCUGCUCAGUAUCAGUCAAUGAACAUUUCUUGAAUAAACCUGAGUGAGGAUUGCUAAGCCCUGUGGGACCUGCUGGCACAGCCCAGCAGCCGAGGGUGGGGCAGACAGAGGCAUCUGGGAGGGUCAGAGCUGGGCCCUGAAGGCCAGGAGCGCCAGGGUGGACCUGUCCUCUGCCCUCCCCAGCGGAGGCCAGCCAGCAGAUGGCUGAGCUGUCGGAGGUGCUGGUGCUGAGACUGGAAAACUAUGAAUGGCAGCAGAAGGAGGUGGCUCGGUUGCAGGCCCAGGUGGUGAAGCUGUAGCAGGGGUGCUGACAGUGAGUCAGGCCUGUGUGGAACCCUCUUAUCGUGGCCCCGUGUGACCCUAGCUUCCUUCUCCCUGCUUCUGCUUGGCUCCACCAGGCCCAAGGUCCUUUUCUGUGUCAGAGUCAGAGUUAGAGGAGACCUCCGUGAGGCCCUUAUCUUGACCCCUUGUUUGAGGAGGGACCAAGGCCUGGAGAAGAUCCUUCUGGGAACCAGGCCAUGUGACUCCCCUGCCUUCUUUGCCCUCCUUCCGAGUGACUUCUCAUUUCACAGGCUGCCAAGGACUCAAUGAUGUGCCUGGAGAGACUUGCUGGAAGCAGGGCGUGUCCCGAGUGGGGAAGCCUCAGAUGGGGGUUCACUGGUUUUUGGUCCUUCCAGUAUGGGGCUGAGACUGAGAAGUUGUAGCAGCAGCUGGCUUCAGAGAAGGAAAUCCAGAUGCAGCUCCAGGAAGAGGCGAGGCUCCCUUCCAGCUCCUGCCCCCACCCUGGAGAGCCUCUGGCCCAGAGUGCGGACCCUAGGCCCUUGGCAGCUACCUGACUCUGGAGAAGAUUAGCAGGGACUGAGUCUUAUCCCUUUCCAUCCCCUCCGUUCCUGGCACAGCCCAGCAGGUGGCAGUUCCUUUAAGGUUCAAGUGACGUGGAAUGCAGGGACCUCCCCUGGGUCCCCCACAUGGCACUUGGAGUCCAGAGCCUGGGCCUCUGGCCUCAGCCUGAGAGCGGUUAGGCAGAGGUGCUGGACAGGGUGGGCCUGGGUCCCAGCAGAGCCUGUGGGUGGGUUCCCAGCUGCAAGACCUGCAGGAGAAGUACAUGGACUGUGGGGUCAUGCUGAUUGACACACAGGAGGAGGUGAAGAUCCUCAGCAAUCUCUGGUAUCCACUGGUCUGCCACCCACUGCCCGUACAGCAUGCCUGUGGAGACUCUUCCUGGUUUCCAGCAGACCCUGGCUGAGGAGCUCAGAACAUCUCUAAGGAGGACGAACUCAGAUCCCAUGUGUUUUAUGGAAAGAGAGGCAGACGAUAACACUGGCCAGGAAAACAGCUACAGAUUGUGAAAUGUGCUCUGAAGAAAGGACUGUGCUGUCGUGAGACAAAGCAGCAGACGGCAAGAAGCCGUGUUUGCCUCUUUCUGCUCGUCAGCGCAGUUUCACAAAGACCCCGACUGUAGGCAGUUCUCCAGAAAGAUGCUUUGAAGACAGCACAGGAGAGAGCCCAAAGCCCCCAACGCCUCCUGCCUGAGUCACCACAUUUCAUUUCUUCUUUUCUUUUUUCUUUGAGAGAGGGUUUUGCUCUGUCGCCCAGGCUGGAGUGCAGUGGCAUGAUCUCUGCUCACUGCAACUUCUGCUUCCCGGGUUCAAACAAUUCUCUUGCCUCAGCCUCCUGAGCAGCUGGGACUACAGGCACAGGCCUGGCUAAGUUUUGUAUUUUUAAUAGAGACAGUUUCACCUUGUUGACCAGCCUGGUCUCGACCUCCUAACCUUGAGUGAUCCACCCUCCUUGGUCUCCCAAAGUGCUGGGAUUACAGAUGUGAGCCACUGCACACCUGGCUUGAGUCUUCACAUUUCUUAAAUGAGAAACGAUCCUAGUCCCUGCCUUUUCUGACAUGUAACAUUUCCAGGAUGACAUCUGACGGAGUUAGCAAUGAUGGCUCUGUGAUCUAGGUGUGGCCAGAUGUACUCUGACACCCAAACCUUGCUGUGAUUCUGCUCUCAUGUAAUUCUGAGCAAGUCUGACGGGAUUGUGCACACACGGAACCUCCCCCGGCAGCCCCCGGCUAUAUAUAAACAGGGGACUGAAACACUGUGCCACAGCCUGCUCCUGGGCUGGAGGCCUCAAUCUAUAGUCCUCAGGAAGACUUUGAAUAAAACUAGCAUUCAUUCUUUAAAAA